UCCUUCUUGGUUAAAAGCCCAGAAUCAGAAAAUUCAAGGUGUAUUUACGCUUAAUUCUUAAAAAAAAAAUAAAAAAUAGAGUACAUAGCUGAAAGAAGGAGCAACGACAUUGAUGAAAUGGCAUACAGAUACCAUCUUCCCGAGCAGGACCUAGUGUGUCCUAUUUGCUUCGACAUCUACACGGAUCCAGUCGUCUUGUCCUGCAGCCAUAGUUUUUGCAGAGUUUGUACAGAGCAAUUCUGGGACGGUAAUGGAUGUCAGCAAUGUCCAGUCUGUAUGCAAAGGUUCAUUAACUGCGAAUUGCUCUGUAACCGAGCUCUGAAGAACCUCUGCGAGGCUUUCAAAAGUCAGAGAUCCCAAAUAACGGAAGACUCUCAAGGACUUUGCCUUUUACAUGGGGAGCAGCUUAAGGUCUUCUGCCUUGUAGAGAAAGAGGCCAUAUGUGUUGACUGUCUCACACAAACGCAUAAAGGUCACAAGAUCUGUUCAACAGGAGAGGCUGUCCGGCACUAUAAGGGGGAACUCCGGAAUGUACUGAAGAACAUCCAGGAAAGGAAACAGCUUUUCCACAAAGUAAAAUCUACAUUUCAAAAUACAGUGAAGCAUAUAGAGGUACAAACCAGGCACACAGAGCAACAGAUACAAAGGGAAUUUCAGGACCUUCAUCAGCUUCUACUAGACCAGGAGGCGGUCAGAAUUCUAGAGCUGCGUGAGGAGGCUGAGAAGAAGAGAACUGCAAUGAAUGAAAAGAUUCAAGAGCUGACCGAAGAGAUUUCCUCUCUCUCAGAUACUAUUUGUACCAUAAAGCCACUGUUUACGAGUGAUAGCAUCUCAGUCCUGCAGGAGCAUUUUACCAUAGCAAAAAAAUCCAGUCAUGAAAUACAGAAUUUAGAGGUGGGUCCGAGAGCUUUGAUCAAUGUGGCCCAGUACCUGAACUCUCUGAAGUACAAGGUCUGGAUGACGAUGAUGCAGACUGUACAACAUGUGCCCGUGACUCUCGACCCAAACACUGCAGCCCCCCAACUCAUCUUGUCUGAAGAUCUGACCGGCCUGAGAGCGACCGGUGAGAAUCAGCAGCUCCCGAACAACCCAGAGAGGAUUAUCGGCUACGAAGGGGUCCUGGGCUCCGAGGGAUUCAGCUUCGGGAAACACAGUUGGGUGGUUGAUGUCGGGAGUAACACCGAAUGGGCUCUGGGUGUGGCGAGAGAAUCCAUAAAGAGGAAGGAAGUGAUUGCAGCAUCUCCAGAAGAGGGAUUCUGGGCUAUAGGGUGGUCUUCUGGUAAAUGUUUAACCGCAACCUCACCACCAACAUGUCUUACGAAGCAAAGACUUGAGAGAAUCAGGAUUAAGCUGAACUUGGAAAAGAGGACUUUGAAAUUCUAUGACCACACCAAAAAUACCCCUCUGCACACCUUUACACCUAAAUUCACUGGCAAACUUUUUCCUUAUUUCUUCACAAACCAAGGCCACCCUCUCAUAAUUCAGCCAGAAAAUGUAUCUGUCACGUCACAAUAGCUUACGGGAUAAUGCAUCCAUCUUCUGACUUGCACUGGAUCUAUGGGCUUUGGCGGGGCCUGGAGAAUCGCGCAAGCAGCAUACAGUGCAAGGAAGAGGUACACUCUGGAUGGGGUGCAAACCCAUAGCAGGCAGUAUGUACCAUUUAGGAAAAAUAACAAACCUAACUGCAGGUGUUUGGACCAUUGUAAACAAAGAGCAGGGUAUAAUCUGAAUCCCCGAACCUGAAUGUAUGAUGCAGUAGUGCUUUCCACUACCUUAUUGAAUGACAGUCUCUCUUAUAGAAAUUCUCAGUAAAAUGUAAAGAAUUGCUGAACCAUGACACAACAUUUGAAUGCAUAGUUAAUAAACAGCUAGUGAAAGCUAUUCAAGCAACAAUUCAAGUAUCCAAUGCCAUAGGAUAGUGUUUGAAGAUGGGAGGAAAAGAACUUAGUGAUGUAAAUACAAAGGUCUGUUUACUGGGGGAUAAAUUAAGCCGAAUUAAAUACUUGGGGGGGGGGACCCAUCAACAUGUUCUCUUGUUGAAUUAUAUUUUCAGUUUCCAAUUCUCCUGCAUCCUGCACCGACCUUUAUGUCUCACGGCAUCAGUGCGAAAGAUCAAACUGUAUUUAAAAUAUAUAAUAUCACUGGAAUGAGCUCUAGGUUUUAUACAUUUGCAACAGACAUGCUGUUUUUUUGUUUUUUUUAAAAAAGUGAAUUCAUGAAGUUUUUGACAAGACAUUAAGACAACUUCUUGAC
Messenger RNA from Paramormyrops kingsleyae, 2253 nucleotides. RefSeq names its product E3 ubiquitin-protein ligase TRIM35-like. The record is from RefSeq and is a predicted model, not a curated record. Gene Ontology annotation, biological process: protein ubiquitination. Lineage: Eukaryota; Metazoa; Chordata; Actinopteri; Osteoglossiformes; Mormyridae. Gene Ontology annotation, molecular function: ubiquitin-protein transferase activity; protein binding; zinc ion binding.